UUACUGCUGCUGCCACCUGUUAUCGCAUGGAAGUGGUCCGAAUGUUUACACGCAGGAGUUGAAGUGAACUUAUGCCGAUGACUAAACCAGAAUGAUCCUCCAUACGUAAUUAGAACGCCUUGGCUGAUAGUGAUACAUACAAUAAAUAGUAAUAUCAAUUACUCAUUAUACUGAUGUACGUGUUGUUUAUAGCAAUCUGGUAUUGCGAGUCUUGGUCACAAGGUGCAAAAAUGGUAGAGGAUGUGGUAUAAUAAGCAGCCGUGCAAAAUAGCUGGGCCCAUAUGACCCACAUUUUCUGAUCAAGCAUGGGUUCUCGAAUUCGGCAGAACCCAAGCAAGGUGUUUGAGGUUUUUACAGAAAUUGCAGCUGGAACUGAUACAGAAGAACCAUGGAUUCUGCAGAAGUAUCCUGCGGACUUUGAUGAAAAAGAUGUCUUGAAGUCAUUGCCCCGGUUUGCUUUCCCAUGCAAGAUUGAUAGCAAUGCAGUGCAACUAUUUUCAUUUGUUGUCACAAACGUGGACAGUAAAUUUGCUUUUGGAUUCUGCCGUCACGCACCGAACUCUCAGACCUGCCUCUGUCUGUUAAGUUACCUGCCAUGGUUCGAUGUGUUCUUCAAACUUCUCAAUGCUAUAGCCGAUGCAAUCAAUUCCAGACAGGAUGGUGCGCUACAGCCAUUUCUAGAUAGUGUGUACCAGCACGAAGUUCCAUCGCCAGGCAAUCUGUUGGAAGCACAAUCACUAUCCCGGGGAUUCUCAUGCAUAUGCCCGGACACGAACACGUUGCCAAGUAUCCCGGAAAGCAGAAACUUGAUGGAGUAUUUCAAUGCUGUCGAUCCCGUGAAUAUGAUAUGCAUUUUUGCAAGUAUGCUGAAUGAGAGAAGGGUUGUGUUUACAUCGAAAAAACUUGGCAGGCUGACGUCAUGUGUUUUCGGUGCUGCUUCACUUCUUUACCCGAUGCACUGGCAACACAUAUUCAUUCCAGUUCUUCCAAUGCAUCUAAAAGAUUACCUUACGGCGCCUAUGCCAUUUAUUAUUGGAGUGCCGACAUUAGUGAUGGAGAAAGCUUUAAAGACAGAACUAGGUGACGCCUUUGUCUUAGAUCUGGACACCAAUCAACUGGAGAGUCAUUUCGAUGAUGUCGAAAACAUGCCAGGAGAAGUGGUGUCAUCAUUGAAAAGGCGGCUGAAGGAUCCAAACAACAGUUUUGGAGACGGCUUGGCGCGGUCGUUCCUGCACGCGAUGGUCCUCCUCAUAGGCGGUUACAGAGAUGCACUACGGUUCCGGCCUGGCGAAGUGAUCAGCUUUGAUGAGGACUUGUUUCUACAGUCACGGCCUGCCUAUCUACAGCCCUUCCUUGAAAACAUGCUGCAGCUGCAAAUCUUUCAGCAGUUCAUAGAUGAGAGGCUGGAGAUGCUCAAUUCUGGUGAAGGAUUCUCUGAUGAGUUUGAAUAUGAAAACAACCUUUAUGGAGACAAGGUGUUUAAUAGCAAACUAAAGAACCAGUACAGAGAUUGGAUGGUGAAUAUGAAGAAAGGUGGAGCCUUGUUAAGAAUAGUGAAAGAUAAGGUGAAAGAUAAGGGUAAGAAGACUUAUAAGGACAUUCGUACAAAGUGGCAUGAUAUCCAGUCACCUAAGCUGGACGGAGGUGAUCUGACAGUCUGCCACAAACUGGAUGCAGGAGCAUGUAGAAGUAGCAGUGCCCCUAGCAGUCCAACCAGCAGUAGAAAGACACUUGACCAGAAGGAUAAGCGAGUGAGUAGGAACUUGGCGUUCGGUUCACCACACCCGGUUCUACUGUCAGGCAAAAAGGAGGAACUUCUGAAGAGCUUUGAAAGGUCACGUCGCUACAAUGUGCUGAACGUUGACAACGAUGCGGACGCGGACGAGGCGGCAUGGCCGCGCGGCGGCGACGACGACGAUGACUCACCGGACUACAAGCGCGUCAGCAUGAACCUACUGCAGGAGAUGCACUCCAUCAUCUAUCCCGACACCGCCGCCGCCGACGACGGCGAGAAGGAGGACGAGGAUGAGGAGGAGACGCAGACGGACGACGCGUCUGGCGCGGCGACGCACGCUCGCUCCAAGCGAAGUCCGAUCAUGCAGCUGACGCGGCGCGAGGAGCGGGAGCUGAGCGUGUCGUGGACGGAGCCGGCCGCGGGGGCGCCACCGCUGCGCAAGUCUCACUCCGACGUUCCCCUCAUCCGCCUCGACUCGCUGGAGGAGGCGACGGCCGUCGCCGCCUUUGACCCGCUGCUCGGAGGCGAGAGGGCGCCACUCGCCGCGGCGGCGGCGGCGGCGUUGCCGGCUACGUAUCCGUUUGCGUCGUCGUACACUGCGGGGACGCUCGUCUGGCCACCAGGUGGCGCGUCGCGGCCCGCCGCCGAGCAGAACUACGAUGCGGCGACGCCGCAGGUAAGGGCAUCUCCGCAGCGGCAGAGUAUAGAGGGCGCUGGUUUGCCGCCGCCGGCGUCGCCGCGGGUCGUCGCUGCUGACAGCUCUCUCAUCGACCUCGGCGCGACCGAGACGUGCAUGGACAUGUUCGACCCACUAGGGGGCGCCGCAAACGCCUCGACAGACGCGCGGGACGCAGUCUCUCCGGCGGCGUUCUCGGCGCCGCCUAGCGGCGGUGCGGCGUCGCCGGCACCGUUCCGCUCGCCCGUGUCCGGGCAACAGGCGCCCCCUGGUGGUGCACUUCACACCAACGCAUUGUUCCAUUCGCCUGUGUUGGGGCAGCAGGCGCCCCCUGGCGGAUCGCCGCAUCGUGCGGCCUCCUUCCACUCGUCCGUGUCGGGGCAGCAGGCUCGCACGAGUGGCCUCUUUAAGAUUCUGCAGACGCAGCCGGUGAGCUCGCACAACGCCUUUGCUGGAUCGCGACCUUCCGCGGUCGCCGUUGCCGACGCCACGACCCCAACCGUCGUGCGGGGUCAGCCUAAGCCCCAGGACCCGGUGAAACCGGCGUGGGAGAAGUUUGACUAGCAUGUCCUUUUCGUGAUGUUUAUUAAUAUAUAUACGAGGAACGGAUGCGUCGACAAUGCGUGCGUGCGUGCGUGCGUGCGUGCGUGCGUGCGUGCGUGCGUGCGUGCGUGCGUGCGUGCGUGCGUGCGGGGCGUAAUGGAGUCUUGCAGACGAGGUGUUGCUGGAAUGUUUGGUGAAGCGUAUGGCGUGCGUACACUCAUACUCGUCUACAUACAUAGGUAUGAUGCCACACGCGCAAUUGUUUUAUUGGGGGAUUUGGCUUGAUAAGGAAAAGUUUGGGGUUUUCUCUAACGUGUGUGUGUGUGUGUGUGUGUGCGCGCGCAUAUGCAGUAAGGUGUGCCUUCAUGCAUAAUUCGCAGUAACGUUCAUUGGUGAAUGCAGGAAUAUCACAUCAUUUGACAGAAAUCCGAGCGUGUGCUGUAUAGCUACUUGUGUAGACAAUUUCAAUAAAACGGGAACCGUAUUGUUGAUGCAUUACAA
Priapulus caudatus is the source of this 3455-nucleotide messenger RNA. Its product is annotated as DENN domain-containing protein 1A-like. Gene Ontology annotation, cellular component: intracellular membrane-bounded organelle; cytosol. The record is from RefSeq and is a predicted model, not a curated record. NCBI's taxonomy places the organism in Eukaryota, Metazoa, Priapulida, Priapulimorpha, Priapulimorphida, Priapulidae. Gene Ontology annotation, biological process: endocytosis; endocytic recycling. Bases 306 to 2975 code for a protein of 889 amino acids. Gene Ontology annotation, molecular function: guanyl-nucleotide exchange factor activity; phosphatidylinositol phosphate binding. The transcript has 23 exons.